UCUGAACACAGAACUGUAUCACGAUGUUCAAACUGUCUCCUUACUUUGUAUGAUCUGACUGUUUAUAAAGGCUGUGUAGUGUUAUUACCUUCAUUUUGAAGACCGGAAAGGUACAAUAAACGCCUUUAUUCUGAAACAGGAAGUACCGUAGCUAUGUAGCUAGCGUACAGUGAGGAUGGACGGAAAUUAAAUCCACUAUUGGCUUUUCUAGUCAUUUUCCUCAUGAGCGAAUUGAAACGAGCAGCAAGGUUAAGGCCCUGAGGGGGAGAUGACAAAGGAGGAUGUUUCAGAGCCUGUCGAGGGAGACACUGUGCUGGGCUGGGCCUCUUCCCAUCAGCGGCCGGUUAUCCACCAGGUGGCCUCUGCACCCAUGCCCAGUGACUGUGAGUUCUCCUUCUUUGACCCCAGUGAGCCGCAGUGCAGGGAGGUUCUUCUGGAUCCCAACACCACCAUACCAGAGCUGUUCGCUGUCCUUAGGCAGUGGGUGCCCCAGGUUCAGAAGAACAUCAACCAUAUAGGCAAUGAGAUCCUGAAGAGAGGCUGUGGCGUGAAUGAUCGAGACGGUCUGACAGAUAUGAGCCUCUUGCACUACUGCUGCAAGGCUGGGGCCCCGGGCAUCGGUGAUGCCGAGACAGCAGCCAGCUUUGCUCGCCAACUCCUUUCCCUGGGUGCUGAUCCCAACCUUCGCUCGCGAUGGACUAACAUGAGGGCCCUGCACUAUGCAGCCUACUUCGACGUGCCGCAGCUUAUCCGGGUAGUGUUGCAGGCUUCCCAGCCUGGAGAGGUAGAUGCCACCUGUAGUGACUUUGACUUUGGCACCGCCCUGCACAUUGCUGCAUCCAACCUGUGCAUGUCAGCUGUCAAAUGUCUCUUGGAGCUGGGAGCCAACCCUGCUUUCAGAAAUGAAAAAGGGCAGUGCCCAGCAGACGUGGUGCCUGACCCUCUUGACAUGCCCUUGGAUAUGGCAGAUGCAGCCGCUGUGGCCAAAGAGCUACGGACUUUGCUGAGGCGUGCUUUACCCAGACCCAGUUCCCCUCUGCCCCUCACACUGCAAGCCCAGUCCCCUCCUGCUCUCUCUGAUAAGGCCAAGAUACAGCUCGCCACCAUGGGAAUCAGACUGGGUGACUGUGUGGUGAUUGCUGGACAGAAGGUUGGAACCCUGCGAUUCUGCGGCAGCACUGAGUUCUCUGGAGGCCUCUGGGCUGGAGUGGAGCUGGACAAGCCAGAGGGGAAGAACGAUGGCUCAGUAGCAGGGGUUCAGUAUUUCACCUGUCGAAUGAAACAUGGAAUCUUUGCUCCCCUCUCUAAAAUAAGUAAACCUUUGGAGAGACAUAAAACCAGCACCACAAAGACUUCUACACCUAUACGCCCCCCUCGUCGCAUUGACCUCUCCCGCAUCACCUCCAAAAUAAACACAGGUGUUCUCUCCCGCUCUCUGUCCUCUUCGUCCUCUUCGCUGGAUUCUCGGCAUGGUCCAGGUGCCCGACCUCGUCCACUGCCGAGGCAGCGUCUUCCUCCAAGGCCCCGAAGGGAGCGCGUUUCCCUGAGUCCCAGGACUGCGCCCUCACCGGCCCUCCGCUCUUCUCCUGAUAGCACUGCACUUACUACUGCAGGUCUUCGAAGCCGAACCCCCUCAGCUAGUAGCUCUGUGUGUGGGGGCCCUGAGGUGCGCCUGGGGGAGAGGGUGCUGGUGGUAGGCCAGAGAACCGGUGUAGUCCAAUUCUAUGGAAAGACCAGAUUUGCUCCAGGGCUCUGGUUGGGCAUUAAACUGGACAAGCCAAGUGGUAAGAAUGAUGGAUCAGUGGGAGGAGUGAGGUACUUCAGCUGCCCACCAAAACAUGGCGUUUUUGCUCCUCCGUCUCGUGUUCAAAGGAUCCAUGGGUCUGUUGAUUGCCUUUCAGAGCUCUCCUCCUCACGCCUCAGUCAUCCUUACAGUGGGACAAUCCGUCGCAGCCUCAGCACAUCAUCGGCCAUCGCCACCCCGAAAGAGACGAGCAGAAGAAGUCCUGUUACUAGGAGUCGUUCCAACCCUCACCGUCGGCGCUGGAGCAGCCUCAGCGGUGGUGUUCCCGGGAACACGGCAGGGUCCAGUCCCACACCCAGCUUUGACGGACAGGUCUGCCUCCACGUGGGCAUGCAGGUCCUGCUCACCAGCGCCAAUGAGAUGGCGUUCAUACGUUACCUGGGCACUGCAGACUUUGCCCCGGGCCUUUGGCUCGGUCUGGAGCUCCGAAGCCCCAAGGGCAAGAAUGACGGCUCUGUGGGCGGCCGCCGUUACUUCACCUGUCGACCCGGCCAUGGCGUUCUGGUCCGUCCCAGCCGCAUCACCUACCGUGGCAUCAACGGUUCUCGCCUGGUGAAUGAAAACAGCUGAGGCCUGUAGGAACCAGAGCGGGGAGGUGUUUUGAAUUUCUGUUUAUGAAACUUCUUGUUCUUUUUUGCGUUUCACAUCAUUUUCUCAUUCAUAUAGUUAUUCCUCUAUGCUCAGUUACAGUAAUAAACCUGCUUAUUAAUAGUUUAUUUAAACUACUAGAUUUAGCUUUUAGAAAAAUGUAGGAGGCAAAGGAAGCACUUUAUAGAAUUGACUUUAAAUUCUUAUUAGAAUUUGUCUUGGCAGGAUGAAAAGGGGAAAAAGUCUUAAUAGGACAUAAAACACUGCACUACUUUAAUCUGAUUGCACUGACAGACAUCAGUAUGAUAGAUCAGAUAAGAUCGGGAUGGUAUGGAUGUGCGUACAUGGAAAACUAUUUCUAUACCCAAAGCUAAUUCUGAUCACAUCAAAUAAAGAUUUUAUCUGAUCAUUUAGGUGCUAAUGUAGCCUACUUUCUAACCAAAAGGGUGCAUGUGUUUGUGAUUAUGAGCGCGGGUGCAUGUGUGUAUCAGUUAAGAGCACUUUGAAACAGGAGAGAUUGAAUGAUUUUUACAGGGUCGUCACAAGGCUUACAGUUAUUGAUGGUAGUCAAAACUGAAUCUUUACUUUAUGAAUCAAUGUGAAUUAAGCAAGAUUUAAUAAGCCUACAUCUCUAUCAAUCUCCUUCAGAAUACACCUGCAUCAACGGAAGUCGUUUUCUCCUACGUACAUCAGUCACUGCCACAGGCUGUCUAUUAAGCCUACACAGAUAAAUGAUGGUUACAUGGUGCUGUGCACAUCAAAAAUACCUACCUAUUGCCCCUUUGGCUUUGAUUCUGUUAUUGUUAGCUGCUGACAUUGUUGAGGCAGGCACACAGACUGCACAGCAGAAUGAGGAGGAUAUUUCUAAAAAACAAAACAAAACAUAUAGUGUAGUAUAGUAUAGUACGAAAAUAAUAUCUCUCAAUCAUCACUUCCAACCCUCUAGAAGUGUGUGGCAGUGUCCGUAUCUAUAGAGACCCUGCCCUCUGCCUGUAUUUUCUUUUGUCUGGGAUGUUUUUGGGGCGUCAGUGGAUGUGUAGCCCUGAGUCAGCAUGCAGGGUGUGAGGUUGAAACACUAUAAAGAUGUAGUGACCAGAGGCCUGUAAUGCGAAGCAAGUUAAACAUACCCAGGAUAUCUUUUUCUUAUCUGGCUUUACUAACCCUAACAACCACAUGACAGUGGUAAUCAACUCAGUAAAUCAACUCACUGUUUCCCAGUCUAGCCAUGAGCAUGUUCACCUAAACAGGGCGGUGUUUGCUGCAUAUGACCAAUCUCAAUCUCAAAGUAGUAGCAGGAUGUUACAAAUGAAGCACAAACAAUGAUAUUAGACAUACAAAGGAGUUGUACAAAGAAGUACAAAGAAAUACAAGGAAGAAAGAACAGAUAAACCAACUCAGUUGCAGUUGAAGAGAAGCUGGCAAUGAAAUGGAGACUGAAUGGGUAAAUUAAUACGCUCAUAACAUCACUGCCUCAUCAUUAGGGCACGAGUAGAUCUGACUAUAAUUACAUUUGUGCAUUCUAUUAAAAUAAUGUGUUGCUUAGAUUUAUUCUUAUGGCGUGUAUGACAAUCUUAGCCUCAUUCUUUCAGCUGCAAUGGAUGUGUCUGCUUUUUGAAAUUAAGUUCAUUAAGCAACAAAACGAAAAAUCCAUUAAUGCCAAAAAAAGAUGCUCAAAUAGUGGUUGAAAAACUGAACAUUUACUGAAAACUCAUCCCCUUACCAACACCCAAAUAGAAAAAGGUGGGACGGUACAUGAGCAGGCACACCUAAAGUUCUAAUUCAUAUUAACCUUACCUACUGAAAUACCGAAAUAUAUGCUCUUAAUAUUUAACAUAAAAAGAAGAUUAGAAACCUUUACUUUUAAAGGCUGUGUCAGGUGGUGAUUAAUGGACUUAGAAAACAAAAAAUAUAUAUAAACAUGAUUGAAAGUAGUAAAUAGGCUUACUUUAAUAUAUCUUUGCCAGUCUCUGACCACUCUUUCCCCAUUAAGAGACCCUCUCACAAUCCACGCACCACUCCACAGGAUCAGUAAUCAAUACAUGGGAUCGUCUAUGAAUUAUAUCAUUUUCGAAGAGAAUUGAUUGGUCAUUAGGAGGUGCUUUUAUAGCACUGAUCUCUUAUCUCCAACAUAACAGGUUCGUUGUUCAGCACAAGUUGCCAUGGUGAUAUACCGCAUUGUGAGGCUGAAAACCUGAGGUUGAUCCUGAAGUUACCUAACUAACCCCAAAUCUUGCUUCACAGUACAGGCCUGAGGUGUCAGACCCUAAGUACGCAUCCAAGAGGGGGCUUCUGUGUGCGUCUGAUGUCGUCAAGCCGGGGAGGAGGGUCCAACUUUAAAUGUUUACAUGCUACAAUUGACAAAUCUUACUCAUUCUGCCUUAAACUUCAGCUUGGAAUACACACACACACACACACACACACACACACACACACACACACACACACACACACACACACACACACACACACACACACACACACACACACAGGGCUGAGGAUUCAAGCCUCUUUCCUUCUGUGUGAGCGUCAGAACUGUCACAAUGUCACAUUUUCAAUCUUUACAACCUGAAUGUGAAGAAACCUGAAUGUGGUCCUGUAGUUUGAAAUCUAUCAGACCUGACAGCUUUUCAUUACAGUAUGGUAUCAUUGCAUUAUGUUGUUGAAGACCACAUUUCAGAGCAUUGGAUGUGGCAUAAUUGUAUUUGACGCUUAAUUAAAGCAGCUUGACACAGGAAAUAUGCAAUCAUCCAGAAGUUUCAGGGAUUAGAGUUUGCAAUUUGAUUAGAGCCAUCUGGGCAACUCCGCAGAGAACAAGCCAUCGAUUGUGCAUGUGGAAAACAGGCCCACUAUUCAGUAAAACACUCAUGUACCAUCCAAUUAGGGUGUGUAGGCCACAACAGUAGCUGUAGAAUCUCGAAUGGCCUUCUCUCAUUGAUCUGUCUGGUCAGGCCCCCUGUGAUUGAAAAGCAAUGUUGGUUGCCGAAGGUUGUCUAAAAUAUCUGCCACAGACCUCACAGAUGAAACGAAUGAGCGCAAUCUUUCCAAACUCCUAUUAAAACAUUUUAAUCACCACUUUCUUCUUUAAAAAUAGCUUCUCAUUUGCAUUAAGGCCAUCUCUGUGAUAGUUUGUGGCAUUUGUAAGUGUUCCACAUUUCAAAUCUCCUCUUGAGAUAAACUCUCCUAUUUUGGUGUAUCUGCAAUCCAAAGUAUCACAGCACGAGUGAUUUCAAAUUCCACUGAUGGGUAUGAAAGUAUUUUGGAACGUUCAUGUGGGUAAAAGAUGAUAGCUUUUUUUUUUUUCAUGAAAUUCUUGAUAUGUAAUUUGAGGUGUGUGUGAGAGAGAGGGAUACUGUCUGAUGCAUUUACAUGUUGUGGAAAAUAACAGUAUUUGUACAAAAGAAAAUAAAAGAUUCUAUUCUAAUUUGA
This is a messenger RNA of Dicentrarchus labrax (European seabass), 5818 nucleotides long. Its product is annotated as CAP-Gly domain-containing linker protein 4. The record is from RefSeq and is a predicted model, not a curated record. Gene Ontology annotation, cellular component: nucleus; cytoplasm; microtubule plus-end. Gene Ontology annotation, biological process: cytoplasmic microtubule organization. NCBI's taxonomy places the organism in Eukaryota, Metazoa, Chordata, Actinopteri, Moronidae. Bases 269 to 2374 code for a protein of 701 amino acids. Gene Ontology annotation, molecular function: microtubule plus-end binding. The transcript has 15 exons.